Molecule: messenger RNA, 4570 nt
Organism: Dryobates pubescens (Downy woodpecker)
Lineage: Eukaryota; Metazoa; Chordata; Aves; Piciformes; Picidae
Gene: RIPOR1
Product: RHO family interacting cell polarization regulator 1
Exons: 23
Coding region: 271-3564 (1097 amino acids)
Source: RefSeq, a predicted model, not a curated record
AGGGCUGGUGAGGUCUCCUGUCUCCGAGAAGGACGAGUGUCCGUCUGUCCCUCGUCCUGCCGCCUCCCGCCGUGCCCAGCCCGUGGUGCUGGGCGGUGAUGUCAGCCGCGGGCAAGGGGAAGCGUGGGAGGAGACUGCGGCCCGGGGGGAGCCCUGCCGGCCCCGGGCCCCGCACGCAGCGCUGCAGGCAGACGGACAGACGGACAGGCAUGAGAGAGCCACGGGCCGCCCAGCCGCCGAGCCCAGCCCGGGGGCGACGCUCUGCCCGCCAUGAACGGCAAGCCCAGAGGGAGGCCCUGCAGGUCGCCCUCGACGAUGUCGCUGUCCGUGCGCCCGCAGCGUCGCGCCCUGGUGCCCAGGAUCAGUAGGAGCCAAUCCUUCGCCGGAGUCAACUGCGCCCCCGAGCGGCCGCUCAGGAACCUCUCACCCUUCACCCCCACUGUGUCCCGCAAGGCUGGCUCCAGGGUCAGUAGGAUGUUCUCCAUGUCCCACAAGUCCCCACCCCCCAAGGUGCCUCAGCCCAACCGCCUGGACGAGGUCUACGAAGCGCUCAAGAAGGGCCUGACAGCCUACCUGGAGGUGCACCAGCUGGAACUGGAGAAGCUCAGCACCCAGAUCCGUGAGUCCAAGCGGAACUCGCGCCUGGGCUUUCUCUACGACCUGGACAAGCAAGUGAAGGCUAUCGAACGCUUCCUGCGGCGCCUGGAGUUCCAUGCCAGCAAGAUCGAUGAGCUGUACGAGGCCUACUGCAUCCAGCGGCGGCUGCGGGACGGCGCCCACAACAUGGUUCGGGCAUACAGCAGCGGCUCCCCGGGCAGCCGCGAGGCGCGAGACAGCCUGGCCGAGGCCAGCCGCGGCUACAAGGAGUACACAGAGAACAUGUGUGUGCUGGAGAGCGAGCUGGAGAGCCAGCUGGGCGAGUUCCACGUGCGCAUGAAAGGACUGGCAGGCUUCGCCCGGCUCUGUGCUGGUGACCAGUACGAGAUCUUCAUGAAGUAUGGGCGGCAGCGGUGGAAGCUGCGUGGCCGCAUCGAGGUGAACAGCAAGCAGGUGUGGGACAGUGAGGAGAUGGUUUUCCUGCCCCUCGUCACGGAGUUCCUGUCCAUCAAGGUGACAGAGCUCAAGAGCCUGGCCAACCAUGUUGUGGUGGGCAACGUGUCCUGUGAGACCAAGGACCUCUUUGCAGCCCUGCCCCAGGUUGUGGCUGUGGAUAUCAAUGACCUGGGCACCCUCAAACUCAGCCUGGAGGUGACCUGGAACCCCUUCGACAAAGACGACCAGCCCUCGGCCGCCAGCUCUGUCAACAAGGCCUGCACGGUGAGCAAGAGGUUCUCCACCUACAACCAGAGCCCCCCGGACACGCCCUCGCUGCGGGAGCAGGCGUUCUACAGCCCGGGGCGGGCAUCUGCCAAGCACGGGUGGUCCUUGGUGGACAUCUGUCGGGAGACACUCUUGGAGAAGCUGUCUCAGAGCUGCUCCUGCGGCGACGUCUCCUCGGCCGAGCUCGGGCGGUGGCCGCGGCAGGGCCGCAACAUGCUGCGGCGCCAGGAGGAGCUGGAGAACGGCACGGCCUGGUCCAUCUCCUCCGAGUCCUCCGACGACUCCUCCAGCCCGCAGCUGUCGGGCAGUGCCCGCCAUGCCGCGCACCGCCCACUGGUGCAGCCCGAGCUGCAGGCCUCCGCCCCUGCCAUCGACAUCUCCUUCUGCCAGCAGCCGGAGGAGCCCGGCCCUGCCGCCAGCGCCGCCCCCCAGCCCGGCUGCCAGCCCCAGGAGCUGGACCCCCUGCGGAAGGAGGCGGUGGCCAACGGGCACGUGCCCUACUGCCGGACUCUCAGCCACAUCAGCGAGGCCAGCGUGGAUGCCACCACGGAGGCCAAGGCUGCGGAGAGCCCCUGGGAGGCCGCUCCCAGCCCGGAGGACACGGGAGUGUGCGAGCAGGACACGGACACCCUCCCCGGUGCCUCAGUGGCAGCCCCCGCAGCAGGGCAGGACAGAGGGGCUGAGGCCAAGCCUCGAGCCGCCGCAGCCUGGGCUGUGGAAGAGGCUGAGGUGGCUGAGCCGGCGCAGGGCCAGGCGCUGGCACAGGGUGGCUGUGGCACCACAGUCCCCACAGUGUUGGCACGAGCUCCGACGGAGGAGAGGCCAAUCCUUGCCCUACCGCUGCCUGCCAGUGUCCCCGAGGUGCCGCGGGCAAAGGUGGUAGACUCAGGUCUAGAGGAGGCCAUCAGCCUCCUGGGCUCAGCCCUGGACGACUACCGGGGGCAGUUCCCGGAGCUGCAGCCCCUGGAACGAGAGCUCAAGCACCUGGAGGAGAUGCUGCUGCACAAGCAGGGCAUCUUCCUCAGCCGCGCCUCCAGCAUCAGCCUGACGGUGGAGCAUGCCCUGGAGAGCUUCAGCUUCCUCAACACCUCUGACAUGGAGGACUCGGAGGGCUCCGAGGAGGAGCCUCUUCAAGACGAGAGGAAGGCUGGCAGGCCCCGGCACAGCAGCAGAGCCCCCAGUGCUGGGGAGGCCGGGGCGGAGGACGCCGGCAUGGGCAGCGGCUCCGAGGCCAGCACCGACCCCAUGAGCACCGGCAACGAGUUCCUGGAUAAGGCCCUGGUGCUGCACCUCAACAGCUGCAAUCGCCUGCUGCUGAAGCUGGGCACCUUCGGUCCGCUGCGGUGCCAGGAGAUGUAUGCCCUGGACAGGCUGCUGCGGGAGGCGCAGGUGCUGGAGGUGGCGUGCCAGCUGCUGGCCGAGCGCGCUGGCGUUGCCAGCUCCGCUGCUGAUGUGGUGCAGUUCUCCACGCGCAAGGAGGGAGUCCUGUCCCUGUGGGACCGCUGUGUGGAGGUGCCCAACAUCUACACCUGUCCUGUGGAGCGCUUCCUGCAGGUGCUCAGCGCCCAGUACACAGCACCCAUCAGCGAGCGGCACCCCGGCCUGGCUGAUGCUGUGUGUGUGAAGCUGGUGGAGGACAUCCUGAACCGGCGGCUGCCACGCCGGCCUGGCGGUGCCCAGGGCGAGCAGGUCACCAUCUUCCAGUACUGGAGCCACUUCGAGUCGCUCGGUGCCCUGGUGCUGGACACCUACAUGAUGGAGCUGGCAGAGGAAGCGCUGCUGGCACAGAACCUCAACUCAGACGAGCAGGAUGUGGUGCUGCGUGCCCUGAAGCGUGUGCCCGAGGGCCGCCUGAAGAGGGAGGCCCUGAAGGCCCUGAGCCUGCUCCUGGUGGAGGGCAACAGCAAGGUGGUGAGCGCCGUGUCCGGGCAGCUGCGCAGCCUGGCAGACAGCCCUCGCUUCCGCCAGCGGGCUCUCGUGUGCUACCUGGAGCAGCUGGAGGAUGAGGAGGUGCAGACGCGCGUGGCAGGGUGCGUGGCGCUGGGCUGCCUGAAGGCCAAGGAGAGCAUCGAGCAGUUGGUUUACCUGUGCCAAACCGACAAAGAGCCUGUACGGGAGGCAGCCAAGCAGAGCCUGAUGCUGUGUGGGGAGGACGGCAGAUCGGCUCACCGGCGGCUGGAGGAGACCCUGGACAGCCUCCCGCGCAUCUUCGCCCCAGCCAGCAUGGCCAGCACAGCUUUCUGAGCCCACGGCGCCAGAGCCACCUGCAGGGCAAAGGCGGCGCCGCCCGCCCGGCCUGGCUGCCACUGGAGCCCCGGCAGCCCCCGCAGCGCCCCCGGCCCCGGCCGCACGCUCACUGCCUUACGGAGCUCCCACCGCGGGCCCCCGCCCCACUAGCCGCCCCCUACGCGCUCCUGGGCGUCAGGAGGGGACCCCCUGCACACCCCCCACCCUCCUACUGCUAUUGACCCCACCCGGGGGAGCACAGCCCCUCCUGCCCGCCCCGGCGGGGGAGUCCUGGCGGAGCUCUCCGGGCAGGACCUGCACUUUGGGAACCACCACCACGGCUGCUGCCCAGGAGCUGCCCGGGCCGGGGGGCAGCUGCCCUGUGCCAUCUGGAGCACCCAGGACUGAGAUCCAAGGAGAGAUGAGAUGUUAUUAAUAUAUUCUGUUGGCCUGCUCCUGUCCCCUCCCCGCUGUGGGGAGCAGGACGAGAUGCGGGGCCCCUCCUCGCCUCCGGAGCCUUGUGCGGCCUGGAAGGACAAGAAGGGGCAGGAGGAAGGGCAGAGGGACAGACAGAGAGAAGCUGCCACCUUGGUUUGUGUCUGGUUUUGUGGUUUUUAUUGACAGAUUUUUUUGCAGACAAGCAAAAGCAAACCCAAGUCCUCUUCUGCCCUGUCUGGGUCUCUGCCUGGUGUCAGUGCAGAGCGAGCUGCUUCUGAUCUUCCACCAGAAAUAAAAAGCCAACCUUUACGGAGGGCCACGGCUGGUUCUGCUGCCCCACUGCCCAGGGUGGGCAGGCUGGCACAGGGAGGGUCCCAUGGGCCACAACUGUGAUGUCUGGCAUCACCCAGCCAGCAGUUAGCUCCUGCUGCUGGAGGCUGGGCAGCUCUCAGUCACAGAAUCCUUCUGGUUCUCUAAGGUCACCAAGCCCAACCCUGGUGCAGGGCUCAUCACUGAGCCACAAGAGAUCAGAGCCUCAGGACAGCUGAGGUGGGGAAGGGACCUUUGGAAGUGCUCAUCCAUGCCA